Messenger RNA from Anopheles bellator, 1642 nucleotides. RefSeq lists its product as uncharacterized. The record is from RefSeq and is a predicted model, not a curated record. NCBI's taxonomy places the organism in Eukaryota, Metazoa, Arthropoda, Insecta, Diptera, Culicidae. Bases 68 to 1294 code for a protein of 408 amino acids. The transcript is spliced from 4 exons.
GGGCAAUCAGUUGAUAGUGACCGUUCGGAGAGACCGCACAGCAGGACCCGGGAACAGACUCGACAAGAUGGGUGCUUUGGGAGCCAUCGUCGUGGCCAUCAUUAUCCGGCUGGUGGUGGGCAGCACUAUGGAUAUAAACCUGAAUCAACCGGACGCUCAAGUUUACCACCGGCAGGACAUGAAGAAGGGAGAGUUCGAUUACGGGUACCACGUCCAGUCGGUUAACAAUCAGUUCCAGCACAAGGUGAAGGGUCCGGAUGAUGUGACGUACGGGUGCUACGGGUACGUGGACCCUUCGCAUCGGAAGCACCUGGUGUACUACGUUGCCGAUCGGAUGGGCUACCGGAUCAUCUUCCCGAAUCGGCCCACGAAGAUCUUCAGCGCAAAGUUGGCGGAUAGUUUGAACAAGCUGGACGGUGCGGUCAAGGGAAAAGACUAUGACGAGCGGGUGGUCGAGUGGAACAAUCUGUACAUGCCCGAUUCUUGCUUCCGGCUGAACGAGAUUCUGGACACGGCCGCCAGCAAUCAGUCGCCCCAGCAGCAACAACCCCCAAGGAUCUCCCAGCAAGUUCCGAGACAGGAUAGACCAACGGUACAGUACCCCGCGAAACCUGCACCAGCAAUUCCGCAACCGACUCAGUACACGAUUCCAACGACACCGGCCUAUACGGUCAAUGAAGUGGAGACUGGAGAUAGGUACCAGCCAGACCCGUACGCUGGAGGACACCACCGGGACGGCCAGCAGCCCCCCGUGUACCAGGGUGGAGUUGGAGUGAUCCAGGUACCAGAGUCACCGGACCAGAGUCGCCAGCAGCCGUCAGGGCAGCCGCAAACCUGGCAGGGUUCGCUUCCGGACAUCAACCCAGCUAACAUAAACCUGGACCAGUUCAAUGGGCAAGUUUAUCCGAUCCACACCGGUAGCUACGACGGAUCGGCCCAGGAAGUUCUGCAGGGUUUCGCGGCUACGGGCCAGUUCGCGAGCUCCCAGUAUAACCUCAAUGUCACGCAGUUGCUGGCCCAGAUCGAGGCGGUCAACUCGCAGGUCAUCACGCUCAACAUGCUGCUGGCCGGAAUGGCUGCCAAUCCGACGGCAUUCGCCAACGCCAACGAGAGCAGCUGCCGGAGCGUGGUGCAGCUGCUCAAGACCCAGAACCGUACUCCGCAGCUCGUCUACGUGCCGAUCCUGAUCCCGUACGUGCAGGGCCAGUACAACAUUAACCAACCGAUCGGUUCGUCCCGCCCGGAAGCGUAUCAGUCUCAGGGGCAACCCGGUUGCAAGGGUUGCCAUGGCUAGGGGCUGAAGUUUCCUUGAAGGCAUAAGACGCUGAUAAGCACUGCGCUUCUCGCGAUGAGGUCUGAUUGUGCUGAUGAUGUCUAAUGAAUGGCGUACCCAGUUGAUUAGAACAGUAGUUCAAUGUUGCAAACAUGAAAUAUAAAGCUUAUACAAAUGACAAUAAUUAGUUGUCUUUAGAGUUGUUAAGAGAUGCCAGAAAUCCUUUUGUGGUGUUUGCUGUUGGUAACAGAAUUAAAACAAUGCCCGAAGCACUUCUUGACCAGCGGAACUCGAAUUUCCAAAUUUGCAAUCAGCUGUUUGAAUUAUUGAUGAGCUUGGGCACGAAGGCCAAACCGAAGCUGAAUAAAC